CUGGGACCCUUCGGUCUGUAGGCCGUAGCUCUAUCCACUGAGCCAAACUGGCUAGGGCUAUUCUUAUGUCUUGAAUGUCCUUUUCCUCUGGCUCCUUGGAGGCCCACUCAUCAUUAGCUAAAACCCUCACAAGAUUGCUGUGGGCUGCAGAGGGCAAGUCCCCAUCCUCCCCCCCCCCCCAAGCCAUAUUGAGGUACAGGUGAUAAGUACAAAUUGUAUAUAUUUAGAGGAGGGCAAGCUUUAAUAAGAGUAAGGAAUGCAUGGAACUUGAGGCAGCAAAAGUGAUUUGAACCCCACUUUACGGCUUACAUGUUAGCCUUAGACUGGUGGGUCUUUUUGAGCAUCGUUUUCUCAGCUAUAAGAUGGGAGCACCAUUGUCACCCUUACCCACGGUGAGAGCUACAAGGCCAUGCUAACAGGCCCAUCCACUUCACAGACGGAAACAGAUCAAGUUGUGGUCCAGCAAGAGUUGGCCUAUGGCCUGCGGAGGAGUUGCCACUGUAACCCUGGCACCCAGACCAGCCUCCUUUGCGCCCGGAUCUGUUUACCUUCAAACGUGAGGUGGAGCGGAGAUUUGCCGUCGAGGCUUGGAACUCUGGAUUCUCGGUCACCUCCCCUGUCCGGCUCCUCCUGGAUGGAACAAGAAGACAAACACGGUGUGUGUGAAGGCCCGGACUCAGAAGAUACAGGAAUGGGCUCUGAUUUUGAGAACUCCGAGGACAGGGAAGGGGACGCAGACGAGAGAGAAAUGGGUUCCAACGCGCAGGACGCAGACCAGAGAGGCGGCCACCCGGAGCAGGAGAUGGGCUCGGGCCCACGGGAGGAGCGGGAACUGGUGUCUGACAUCUGCACAGAGGGGCUGCUGAGCGAGGAAGAAGUUCUGCGGGAGGAAGAGGAUGGCCAGUCUGGAGUCGCUGCGGUGGCCGUGUUCCCGGGACUGUCCGAGUCCCACGGCACAUCCCGGAGCCCCCGGGAAGAAGAGGAGCCGCCGCCCCCACCGGUGCUUCCCUGGCGGCGGCACCUCUCCCUGGGGGGCUUCGGCCGCAACUCGCACCUGGUCAACCACCUGCGCGUGCACACGGGCGAGAAGCCCUUCCGCUGCGGCCAGUGCGAGAAGCGCUUCAGCGACUUCUCCACGCUCACGCAGCACCAGCGCACGCACACGGGCGAGAAGCCCUACACGUGCAUCGAGUGCGGCAAGAGCUUCAUCCAGAGCUCGCACCUCAUCCGCCACCGCCGCAUCCACACGGGCAACAAGCCGCACAAGUGCGCGGGCUGCGGCAAGGGCUUCCGCUACAAGACGCACCUGGCGCAGCACCAGAAGCUGCACCUGUGCUAGGGCCGGGCGCAGGGGGCUGCGCUCGGGGAGCUGGCGGGGUGUAAGUAUCCCGGGGGCAGGCCCUGCAGAAAGGCAUGGGAAGGGCGGGAGGGACAAUCUGAGAGUGACGGGGGCCCUUUUGGUGUUAGGGAGCGUUAAGAGGUGUUCUUUUGGUGCUACGUUUUGGGGACAACGAAGGAAUGUUUUGGAGAUGUGCUUGGGCGUGCUGACUCCCUCCAACACUCUAGGAGCUAAGCGGGCACUUUGAGGACCCUGAGGAAAUGGGGUUCGGGUGGGGGGGAACAGCGUGGCAGACCAAGAGUAGGUUGGGCUGCGAUGUUCUGUGGGAAUCAGGAGAGGGUGUAGUUGGAGUGAGGGUCAUGGAGGGU
Messenger RNA from Myotis davidii, 1707 nucleotides. It is a transcript of the gene ZNF697, whose product is annotated as zinc finger protein 697. The record is from RefSeq and is a predicted model, not a curated record. Gene Ontology annotation, biological process: regulation of transcription by RNA polymerase II. Bases 410 to 1339 code for a protein of 309 amino acids. The transcript is spliced from 4 exons. Gene Ontology annotation, molecular function: DNA-binding transcription factor activity, RNA polymerase II-specific; RNA polymerase II cis-regulatory region sequence-specific DNA binding. Lineage: Eukaryota; Metazoa; Chordata; Mammalia; Chiroptera; Vespertilionidae.